AUCAACGGCAACGGGUGGACCAAAGUGGCAGUGAAAAAAAGUCAGAACGGAUUAACGCAUUUCGAGACACGCGGCUACGGGAAAAACGGGCAGCAGCACAAUAAAAAUACUUUUUUUUUUUUUUUUUGUUUCGUAUACAUCUACACAUAUACACGCACACACGUAAAUUAAAUUAAAUGUAUGUGUAUUAACAACUACUAGCCAUUCAGUCAACCAGCCAGCCAGUCAGCUAACCAGCCCCAAAGUACCAACCCGCCAGCCAUUGAGUGAAAAAAUACAAAAACAAGAACAACAAAAGCACCUACGACAACAACGUGUGUGUAUGUGCGUGCCCAAAGUGUAACAGUGUGUGUUUGUGUGUGUGUAUACAGAUAUAUAUAUGGCUAGCUGUGAGAGUGUAACAAAUCAUAGAGGUUGAACGUGGUUUAUAUAUAGAAAAUUAACGCACAGCUGAACAUCUUUUUAUGCUUCGUUUUACAAAAAGUUUUUGUGAAAAAAUUUAAGAAAAUUAUCCGGGAAAUUUUCCCUAAAGAAAUUCUCAAAAGAAAAGUUUUUAUUUUUUAAAAAAAGAAGUGCCAAAAAAUCGCUACAAAAAUCUCUUUGAAGAUCGUGGGGGUGCAUGUGAAAGUGAGCUGCACAAAAAAAAUUGGAUCACAUUUUCUCAAUUUCCUCUGCGAAACGUGCCCAUUUUGCUGAUCGUGUCAAAAUAAAAAAAAUCAAGAAAAGUUGCAAAAUUUGAAAAAAAAGAAAGUGUUCCCAAGAAAUAUUUAAAAUUUUGAAGAAAAAAUAUUCGAAAAAUUGCAAAUAAUUGUCAGUGUUCUCUGUUUUGCGAAAAAAGAAAAAUUGAUUUGUGCGUGAGUGUGUGUGUGUGAGAAAAGAGGAAAAGCCAGAGCAGCAUUACGUUAAGAAAAUGCUAGAAAAAUGUAUUGUUCGUGUGAUAAGUUGAUGACACAUAUUUCACUUGUUUUGACCGCAUUCCUGCUGUUUUAUUUCAUCUGCCUGCCACCCAACCUCAAUCAAGUGGAAGCCUCGGCCGAGGAUGAAGCUGUUGCGAAAUGGGCCAGUCAAUUCGGCGACGAGCUGUGGGAGCUCGCCCAGAUAAUGACAAAAUCCAAAGAAAUCAAGGCUAAAUACAAAGAAUACAAUGCCCGGGUGGAGUUCAAAAAUGGCAAAGAACUCAUCCAAUCGAUAACGAAAAAUGUGGGCCGAAUGUUGGCCCGCAAAAUGGAGGCUGUGCGCUGUAUCAUGGAAAUGGCCGAGAGAGAAUAUGAAAAUUUUGUUUUCAAUGAAACGGAGGCUGAGAAUUUCACUUACUAUUCGAGUAAAUUUUCGAAGUUUGAAAAUCACAGUUCGGAAGAGUUGAUUGGGGCAUUGGCGGAGACCAAUGCCGAUAUGUACAAAGAUUUCAAUUUGAAUCCAGAUACACAUUUCUAUAAUAUUUCUGUGGAUACGGAGCAUAGUGCGGUGCAUGUGCCGUCGAAUGUGUAUGAUAAACAUCCUCCCGUCCUGGAGGCCAUCAUGUGGACGGAGGCCCUGGAUGAGAUCUUUAGACAAAACUACAAGUCUGAUCCCGCCCUGUCAUGGCAAUAUUUUGGCUCUGACACCGGCAUUCUAAGACAUUUUCCUGCCAUCCAGUGGGAUGAAUCGGAUGAGGACAGUAAUGCUGACAUCUACGAUUGUCGCAAACGUUCAUGGUACAUUGAAACGGCCACCUGUUCCAAGGAUAUUGUAAUUCUGCUGGACAACUCAGGGUCCAUGGUUGGUUUCCCCCAGCACGUGGCCAAAUUCACAAUACGCAGCAUUUUGGAUACCUUCUCGAACAAUGAUUUCUUUACGAUUUUCAACUAUUCGGCCACGGUGGAUGAUGUCAUACCCUGCUUCAAAGAUGCCCUGGUCCAGGCAACCCCGGAAAAUAUUGGUGUAUUUAAUCAUGCCAUAAGCAAGUUAAAACCCACGGGAUAUGCAAAUCUGACCAUAGCAUAUACCAAGGCCUUUGAAUUGCUUAAAGAGUACUACAUAAAACGUGACUGCAAUACCACCCAUAAAUGUAAUCAGGCCAUUAUGGUGGUCACAGAUGGUGUAGCCGGCAAUACGACAGAAGUUUUCCAAACCUAUAACUGGGGUGAUGGAGAAAAUGGUACAAUGAGUAUGAAUGUUCGAAUAUUUACUUAUCUGCUGGGCAAGGAGGUUACCAAAGUGGAGGAGAUACAAUGGAUGGCAUGUCUGAAUCGAGGGUAUUAUUCUCAUGUUCAGACACUGGAUGAGGUGCAAGAUGAAUCGUUGAAAUAUGUAGAUGUUAUAGCAACGCCGUUGGUGCUGCAGGACAUAGAUCAUCCGCCAACGUGGACUCAUGCUUUUACGGAUAAAACGUAUAAACCCGAGGGAAAUUCCACAAAUGCCCGCCUCAUGAUAGCUGUGGGUGUACCGGCCUUCGAUCGUUCCUAUUUGAAACCGAAUGCAACCAAAAAAGCCAGACUUCUGGGUGUGGCUGGCACCGAUGUACCAGUGGAAGAUAUCGAUAAGCUGACAUUACCAUAUAAGCUGGGUGUAAAUGGUUAUUCAUUUGUGGUCUCUAACAAUGGCUACGUGCUGCUACAUCCUGAUCUAAGGCCCAUUGGGUACAACGGUGUCAUGAAUCCCAACUACAAUAGUAUCGAUUUCACCGAAGUUGAGCAGCUGUCUGAAGAUGACAUACCCCGUGAACCGGGUCCAUUGAUUUUGAGGCUACGCGAACGUUUGGUACACAAUGAGACGGGAGAGCUGAUUGGCAUUAGUGUUAAAAUGCAUUAUGAUAAAAUGCGUAGGGUCAUCGAUCAACAGCAGGACUAUUUCUUUGCUCCUCUGCCGAAUACACCGUUCAGUUUGGGUAUUGUCUUGCCAAGUACCUAUGGCAAGACAUGGAUUAAAGUUGGCGAUGAAGUUUUGAAAAAUAUCCAUAUGAAAGUUAAUAUAUCGGAUUUCUUUACGGGCGACAAUUGGAAAGUCCAUCCGGAUUGGGUGUAUUGUAAAUAUCAUUAUUUGGAAGGUCAUGAAUUUAAAACGCCCGAGGAUGAGCUAAGGCACUUUUUGAAGAAAAUGGUCCAACCCGAUUGGGGUUGGUAUGAACAGUAUGCCGACGAUGUGGACAGUGAGGGGAAUGCUGCAAGAAGAAGAUUUCGUACCAAGAGAAGAAACUGUAGCCGUACCAAUCUGGAUGAGGAUGCCUAUUAUUGCAAUAAGGAAUUGGUCCAGUUGCUUAUUUUCGAUGCCAAGGUAACCUACUCCAGUUAUGGAGUGUGGAAAUUUAAAAAUGACGAGGAACGAGCUUUGAUUGAACGUUUUGGGGCAAGUCAACGAUUUGUGGCCACAAUGAGUGGUCUGACGCGUUGGCAAUUUAUCUAUGCCGAAGAGGAAAAUAACAAUGAUCGGGAAUUUGGUGAUUAUCAUACCAAGGCCAUUGAUGAAACGUGGUAUCGUAGUGCCAUUUUACAACAUCACUCAGAGUUGACGGAAACUUUUGUUUAUUCGGUGAAACAUGCGGCCGAUCCGCAGGAGCAUAAACAGCUACAGGUUAUGGCUUCACAUGCGAUUUUCCCUCGAGACGGUGGCAAGGAGGCCCCAGCUUGUGUGGUGGGUUUUCAGUUUUCAUAUGCUCUGAUGUAUGAACGUUUCUACAAUAUAACCAGCAUGGAUAAUUGCAAUGGCUGCAUAAAAACCUGUAACAGCGACGAAAAGGAAUGCUAUGUCAUUGACAACAAUGGCUACAUUAUUUUGGCCCACAAUCCCAAUCACACGGGUAUUUUCUUUGGUGAAUAUCAUGCUGAGAUUAUGCAGGCCAUGGUAGAUGCCAAUUAUUUCAAGGAAAUUAUUGUCUACGAUUAUCAGUCGUUGUGUCCGAAUAGUACGGAUAGGUUCAAUGAUGCCAAUACCAUGUUGCAUCCCCUGCAAUUAUUUAGCAUGGCCUGGAAAUGGCUUGUGGCCAAGGUCUUUUGGCAUUACAGUCGCAUACAAAUGUGGGUCCAGGGAGCACCAUACCUCGACUACAGUGACAAUGUGGAGGAUGACUACAGCGGCCUGAAUGAACCCUAUGUUGAGGUAAAGCCGAAGAGUGAGGGAGAAGGCGAAGAAAAGGAACAUAUCUUCCACGAACCACCACCAGAACCGGUCUAUGUUCCUUGCGACAAGAAAGUACGCCUGUUCACCCUGGAUCCAGUCGAGGUGCAAAAGGAACGUGACUUUACACAUCUACCCAAUAGCCGACCUUUCCAUGUUAAGAAAAUACCCAAUUCCAAUUUGUUACUAAUAGUCAUAGAUGUCUUGAAACCCUCCAAGGGUAACAUAGAUUUGUCUGUCGAACCAACAAUGGUGGUAUAUGAUACGGAAUUUCCCUGCUAUAAGCUGAACAUGAGUUUCUAUGAGCGUCGACGCAUUGAGGAAUGUUUUACGGAGGAUGAAAAUGAGGCUCUCUAUACAUACUGUGGUGAUGCAUCCUCAAUAUCACUUAGCAUGAUUCUGAUGAGCAUUGGAAUGGCGAUUGUGCUGCUGGUGCGAUUAUUACAAGCUUAAAAUGGUAGUUCCGGAGAAAAAAAAAACAAAUUAACAUUAUUAGCCAAAUAUAUUUUUGUAUAAAGAUUGUUUGUGUGAGAACAACAUUGUUGUCACAACACUCAAUUCCAUGGGAGGAUAGCCUCCAAAAACCAAUUUGCCAAAAUGUAAAAGUACCAAAGAAAACGUUUUUUUUUACAAAUUUAUAAAAUGCCAAAUGAAAAACGAACCGCCUCUCCGGCGUCGUAAAACGUCCAACGUCCACAAGAAACUAGAACAAAAAGCCUUACACACUAAUAGUUAAAUGUUUUUUUUUUUUAAUUAUAUUUUUAUUUGUUAUAACCAACAUAAACCCAGACUUUUAGCAAAGGAAAGUCCAUUUUGAAAAUAUAUUUUUUUAUUCAAUUAUUUUGUAUUGUAUUAACAAUAUAUACAAACAAAUACUUUAAUUUUUUUUUAUGGAAUUUUUGAAUUUUUGUUGAAGAAAAAAAUUAUUUUUUAUACCAAAAAGUAAAGAGAUGAGGAUGACACCAACCAAAGAAACUACUAGUCUAUUACCACCUAAACCAAAAAAAAACAAAACCAUAUAGCCAAACAAAAACAACAACAACCAAGGAAUCCUAGUUAUAAAAAAUACAACAACUUUAAACAAGAAGCCUUAUAUUUCUUAGAAAUUAAACCAAAACAAUAAAUAUUUCUAAUUUUCUUUGUCCAGUUACUUUUUUUAGAACUUAAAAAAAAACAAAAAAACCAAACAAAUUAUGAAACUCUAAAUGCCUUUACCUAUAUAUUUUUUGUAUAAAAAUUAAGCCAAGCUAAAUGAAACGAUACGAAGCCACCCCCACUAUAUUUUCUAUCAGAACAACAAACUUAAGUAGUCAAUAUUAGAGACGAGGAGUAACUCUUUGAGCAGGACGCACAAAAACGGGAUUAUAGCGAUGAUAAACAAACAACCACCUCAAAAAUAUCCCUGACCAAAACAGAAAUCCCAGAUUCAAUACUUAAGAAAAAAUAGACUUCAAAUCAAAAAUAGUUUUGGGAUUGGGAAAUGUAUACUUAAAAUAAAUAGGAAAUUUGCAAUUCCCACUCAGAAGAGGAUACCUAAGAGAUGAGGCCAAAUCAGUUUCCAUUUAAGCCAUAUUCAAUUUUUUUACAAAUUUCUAAACUUGUCUAUUUCAAAUUUAAAGCAAAACGAGA
This is a messenger RNA of Musca domestica (house fly), 5721 nucleotides long. RefSeq names its product voltage-dependent calcium channel subunit alpha-2/delta-3 (gene Ca-Ma2d). NCBI's taxonomy places the organism in Eukaryota, Metazoa, Arthropoda, Insecta, Diptera, Muscidae. The record is from RefSeq and is a predicted model, not a curated record. Gene Ontology annotation, molecular function: voltage-gated calcium channel activity. Gene Ontology annotation, cellular component: voltage-gated calcium channel complex. The transcript is spliced from 14 exons. Bases 922 to 4545 code for a protein of 1207 amino acids.